Molecule: messenger RNA, 3182 nt
Organism: Eublepharis macularius
Lineage: Eukaryota; Metazoa; Chordata; Lepidosauria; Squamata; Eublepharidae
Gene: NCBP1
Product: nuclear cap binding protein subunit 1
Exons: 23
Coding region: 223-2610 (795 amino acids)
Biological process (GO): regulation of mRNA processing; nuclear-transcribed mRNA catabolic process, nonsense-mediated decay; mRNA export from nucleus
Cellular component (GO): nucleus; nuclear cap binding complex
Molecular function (GO): protein binding; mRNA binding; RNA cap binding
Source: RefSeq, a predicted model, not a curated record
GCUUGCUGGCGGGCGGCUGGCGCGCGCGGCUGGGGAGGCCAUUCGCCGCGGGGAGGCCGCAGCCUCGGAGAGCCGCCGGGAACGCGCGCCGGGCGGAGUGCCAGUUGCUGAGGCGCGGGAACCGCCGCCGCGCGCGCCCCUGAAGCGCGCCCCCCCUCCGCUUUCUGCCCUCUUCUUCGCCUGCGCCCGGGAGCGCCGAGAGGCGGCAGGAGGGGCCCAGCCAUGUCGCGCAGGCGGCACAGCGACGAGAACGACGGUGGGCAGCCACACAAAAGAAGGAGAACAUCUGAGCCAUCUGUAAUUGAAGAACGGUUGGAAUCCUUAAUAUGCAGAGUGGGAGAAAAGAGUAAUUCCUCUUUGGAGAGUAAUUUGGAAGGCCUGGCUGGAGUCUUGGAGGCAGAUCUACCAAACUACAAGAGCAAGAUACUAAGACUCCUUUGUACAGUUGCACGUUUGUUACCAGAAAAGUUAACUGUUUACACAACUCUAGUUGGCUUACUGAAUGCCAGGAACUACAAUUUUGGAGGAGAGUUUGUGGAAGCCAUGAUUCGUCAGCUCAAAGAAUGCUUGAAAGUCAGCAUGUACAAUGAAGCUGUGUACUUGGUCCGUUUUCUCUCUGAUCUAGUGAAUUGCCAUGUAAUUGCUGCACCUUCGAUGGUAGCCAUGUUUGAGAACUUUGUCUGUGUGACUCAGGAGGAGGAUGUACCUCAGGUGCGAUGUGACUGGUAUGUGUAUGCAUUUCUGUCAUCCCUGCCUUGGGUGGGGAAGGAACUGUAUGAGAAGAAGGAUGCUGAGAUGGACCGCAUCUUGUCCCAUGUUGAAAAUUAUCUAAAGCGCCGUCAGAAGAUUCACGUACCCAUGUUACAGAUUUGGUCUGCGGACAAACCACAUCCACAAGAAGAGUACUUAGAUUGCCUCUGGGCUCAGGUUCAGAAGCUGAAGAAAGACCGCUGGCAGGAAAGGCACAUCCCGCGGCCCUAUCUGGCCUUUGACAACGUGUUGUGUGAAGCUCUGCAGCACAACCUGCCUCCCUUCACUCCGCCACCACACACGGAAGAUUCCGUCUACCCGAUGCCAAGAGUGAUCUUUCGAAUGUUUGACUACACUGAUGAUCCCGAGGGUCCGGUUAUGCCUGGCAGUCAUUCUGUUGAGAGGUUUGUGAUAGAAGAAAAUCUCCACUGCAUCAUCAAAUCGCACUGGAAGGAGAGAAAGACGUGUGCUGCCCAGCUACUGAGCUACCCUGGGAAUAACAAGAUUCCUCUCAACUACCACAUCGUCGAGGUGAUCUUUGCUGAGCUGUUUCAGCUUCCUGUCCCUCCACACACAGAGGUCAUGUACACAACGCUUCUUAUCGAACUCUGUAAACUUCAACCUGGCUCGUUGCCCCAAGUUCUGGCCCAAGCCACAGAAAUGUUGUACAUGCGCUUGGAUACAAUGAAUACAACAUGCAUAGAUAGGUUCAUCAAUUGGUUUUCCCACCAUUUGAGUAAUUUUCAGUUCCGUUGGAGUUGGGAAGAUUGGUCAGACUGCCUUUCCGAGGACCUCGAGAAGCCCAGACCUAAAUUUGUAAGAGAAGUACUAGAAAAAUGCAUGAGGCUGUCCUACCAUCAGCGAAUAGUAGAUAUUGUUCCUGCCACUUUUUCAGUCCUAAUUCCUGCAAAUCCAACAUGUAUUUAUAAAUACGGAGAUGAAAGUAACAAGUCUCUUCCUGGAUACAAUGUUGCGCUCUGUUUAAACAUCGCCAUUAAAAAUAAAGCCAGCAAUGAUGAAAUCUUCACCAUUCUGAAGGACGUGCCCAACCCGAAUCAGGAUGACGAUGAUGAUGAAGGCUUCUCCUUCAAUCCUCUGAAGAUAGAAGUAUUCGUCCAGACGCUGCUUCAUUUAGCUGCCAAGUCAUGCAGUCACUCCUUCAGUGCUCUGGGAAAAUUUCGUGAGGUCUUCAAAACGUUGGCAGAAAGUGAUGAAGGGAAACUCCACGUCCUCCGAGUUAUGUAUGAAGUAUGGAAGAAUCAUCCACAAAUGAUCGCAGUACUGGUAGAUAAGAUGAUUCGGACUCAAAUUGUGGAUUGUGCUGCAGUAGCAAACUGGAUUUUCUCUUCAGAACUGGCUCAUGACUUCACUAGGUUUUAUAUCUGGGAAAUCCUACACUCUACAAUCCGCAAGAUGAACAAGCAUGUGAUAAUGAUCCAGAAAGAGCUAGAAGAGGCCAAAGCAAGACUAGCCAAGCAGCACAAACGUCGAGACAGUGAUGACGAUGACGAUGAUGACGACCGUAGCAGUGACCGGGAAGAUGGGCCCCUGGAAGAACAGAUCGAGCGUUUGCAAGAAAAAGUAGAGUCAGCUCAAAGUGAGCAAAAGAACCUCUUCCUCGUAAUAUUCCAGCGUUUCAUUAUGAUUCUAACGGAGCACCUUGUGCGGUGUGAAACCGGUGGGAUUGAUGCAAUCACACCUUGGUACAAGAACUGUAUAGAGAGGCUGCAACAGAUCUUUUUACAGCAUCAUCAGAUCAUCCAGCAGUACAUGGUGACCUUAGAGAACCUUCUGUUCACAGCAGAACUGGAUCAUCACAUACUGGCGGUAUUCCAGCAAUUCUGUGCGCUGCAGGCCUGAGCGGCAACUUCUUUUUGUACAGGACUUGUACAGGACGUCGUCCUUUUUAAAGAAAAGUGGGAGGAGUCAACACACGACAUCUUUUAAUUUGGAAAAUGAGCUUACUGUGCUGUCCUAGAUAAAGCUAUUCAGUACUCUAACGGGGAAACUGUUUUAGCAGUAGAGGCCUUACUCUAGUUACGACUGCUAGGUGAUUGGGAUGGAAUAAUGUGUGGAUUUUUUUUAUUAUUAUUAUUUUGAAAUGGUUUGAAUGCUGGCUUCAUCAUAGCAUUUGUUUUGUCUCCCUCAGUGGUUUGUAUAAAUAUAGGAAAAGGUAGAACCGGAGUCGAUUUAUCUUUGCUUGAGGCUUACGUGAAUUGAUUCCCUCAUUCGAAUAAUGUGAAGCGAGUCUCGAGACUUGUGUGCCUGACUGGAGAGCAGCUUUUCCAGCGGGUAACAUUUUACUCCUUCGGAAAAGCAGCAUAGGACUCGUGGAAACACUAAAAAGUCAAGCCUAGAGUAUAUGUUUGUUAUCAAAAUUACUUUUCACAGUUGGAGGAAACAUGGUUGAAAUACAAUCGAGAUAUGUUUUU